Didymodactylos carnosus is the source of this 387-nucleotide messenger RNA. Lineage: Eukaryota; Metazoa; Rotifera; Eurotatoria; Philodinida; Philodinidae. The record is from the annotation of a GenBank genome assembly.
AUGGCUCCCACUUUGUGUUCAUUUUCAUUUAUAAAUCAAUUGACAAAUGAAACGAUUCGAGUAAAUGGUAAAGAACUUUGGUAUCGAUGUUCACAUGGUCCUGGUCUAUAUAAUCGAAAUAUAAAAUAUUAUCGUGUUCUUCAACAAGUAGUUGAUCGCAAUUAUUGUUUACCAUCUAGUCCACAGUUGUUUGCUGUUGAUUUUGAAAAAGAGAUUGUUUAUUAUUGUUUAGCUGAUAAUAGUUGGUAUCGUUAUAAAACAGUAAAAGAUAUUAUUGUGGAACAGAAAACUGAUAACAAAGUUUAUAAUAUUAUAAUGCUUUUUAUUAUUCUAUUCAUCAUUAUCCCUUUAAUUAUUAUCAGUUUAAUGAAAUCUCUCGCGUCAUAA